Molecule: messenger RNA, 9356 nt
Organism: Pogoniulus pusillus (Red-fronted tinkerbird)
Lineage: Eukaryota; Metazoa; Chordata; Aves; Piciformes; Lybiidae
Gene: HECTD1
Product: HECT domain E3 ubiquitin protein ligase 1
Exons: 42
Coding region: 775-8517 (2580 amino acids)
Biological process (GO): anatomical structure development; proteasome-mediated ubiquitin-dependent protein catabolic process; protein K63-linked ubiquitination
Cellular component (GO): nuclear speck
Molecular function (GO): protein binding; metal ion binding; ubiquitin protein ligase activity
Source: RefSeq, a predicted model, not a curated record
CCCUCCAGAGGCGGGUCCGGAAGUCUCGGCCUCAUCUCGCUGCGAGAGCCGCCUGGCCCGCUACGCCGGACUCCCCUCCCCUCAGUGGGCUGCCACCCCGCAGGCACAUUUUGCUGCGUCGCCGCGGCACCUCCACCAACGGAGCCGAGCUACGGAGGGCGACCACCAGUCGCGUCCCGCUGGCACCGAACGACCGCCUAUGUGACGAGGUCCCUCGCUGUAACGUCCGGUGCCGCCCGCGUCGCUACCGCAGCGCCCCCAGCGGCCGCUCGGCCAGUGCCAGCUCCUCCCCGCCGAGGCCGCGGCGCGGCUCCCUUCCCCCUCCUCCCACCCAAUCCCGUGCCGGGCGGAGCGCCAUGGAUGCCGCUGACUACCGCCUGCUGCGGGGUUCACGCCGUUUCUUUACCUGUCCUCCUAUCUCCCCGCGGCGUUAAGAAGGGGUCGGCUCCGGCUGGAAGGCUCUGGGAGGCAGAGGUGAGCGGUGAGGCGGUCCGAAGCCGUUCCGGCUGGCAGUGGGGAGACGGUGCCUUUCUUGAGCCGUCAGGCCGGGUCACCCUGCGAGGCCUGCGGCUCGCUAGGAACUCGAGCGUCGCUGUCUUGGCCUGGCGGGUCGGUGUCGGCCGACCCGGGGUGAAAGCCACAGAAGCCAGGGGCUACCUGAAGAUAUAUUAGUUUUACUCAAGUUUGCCUGGCUGGAAUAAUUAAAGGAUAUUUUUGCUACCUCUUCAUUUAAGUGGAGGUGGCUGCCUUUUUUUUUUUUUUUAAAUUGAAAUCAUGGCAGAUGUGGACCCAGACACCUUGCUGGAAUGGCUGCAGAUGGGGCAGGGAGAUGAACGGGAUAUGCAGCUAAUAGCACUGGAACAGCUAUGCAUGCUACUUCUGAUGUCAGACAACGUGGAUCGCUGUUUUGAAACAUGCCCUCCUCGAACUUUUUUACCAGCACUAUGCAAAAUUUUUCUGGAUGAAAGUGCUCCAGACAAUGUGUUAGAAGUAACUGCUCGUGCCAUAACGUAUUACCUGGAUGUAUCAGCUGAAUGCACCCGCAGGAUUGUGGGAGUGGAUGGAGCUAUCAAAGCACUUUGUAAUCGUUUAGUAGUGGUUGAACUUAACAACAGAACAAGCAGAGAUUUGGCUGAGCAGUGUGUGAAGGUGUUAGAAUUAAUCUGUACCCGUGAGUCAGGAGCUGUGUUUGAAGCUGGAGGCUUGAAUUGUGUUCUGACAUUCAUUCGUGACAGUGGACACCUUGUUCAUAAGGAUACUUUGCAUUCAGCUAUGGCUGUAGUGUCCAGACUCUGUGGCAAAAUGGAGCCUCAGGAUUCUUCAUUAGAGAUCUGUGUGGAAUCACUGUCUAGCUUAUUAAAACAUGAAGACCAUCAGGUUUCAGAUGGAGCGCUGAGAUGCUUUGCUUCAUUAGCUGACAGAUUCACACGGCGUGGAGUUGACCCAGCCCCAUUAGCUAAGCAUGGAUUAACUGAGGAGUUGUUAUCUCGCAUGGCAGCUGCUGGUGGGACAGUAUCAGGACCAUCUUCAGUUUGCAAACCUGGACGAAGUAGCACUGGAGCACCAUCUACUGCUGCAGACUCUAAAUUAAGUAAUCAGGUGUCAACCAUUGUAAGCCUGUUGUCAACCUUGUGUAGAGGCUCUCCAGUAGUGACACAUACUUUUAAUUAUUUCCAGGAUCUCCUAAGAUCUGAACUUCCAGAUUCUAUAGAAAGUGCGUUGCAGGGUGAUGAGAGAUGUGUACUGGAUACCAUGCGGUUAGUAGAUCUUCUUUUGGUGCUACUGUUCGAAGGGAGAAAAGCCCUGCCAAAAUCCAGUGCUGGAUCUACAGGCAGAAUCCCAGGAUUGCGAAGACUGGAUAGUUCUGGGGAACGUUCUCAUCGGCAGCUGAUAGAUUGCAUCCGCAGUAAGGAUACUGAUGCACUAAUAGAUGCUAUUGACACAGGAGCUUUUGAAGUAAACUUUAUGGAUGACGUAGGACAAACGCUUUUAAACUGGGCCUCUGCUUUUGGAACUCAGGAAAUGGUAGAAUUUCUCUGUGAGAGGGGUGCCGAUGUUAACAGAGGUCAGAGGUCAUCCUCAUUACAUUAUGCAGCAUGUUUCGGAAGACCUCAGGUAGCAAAGACUCUCUUACGACAUGGUGCAAACCCUGAUUUGAGAGAUGAAGAUGGGAAAACUCCUUUAGACAAAGCUCGUGAAAGGGGGCACAGUGAAGUAGUAGCUAUUCUUCAGUCCCCAGGGGACUGGAUGUGUCCUGUUAACAAAGGAGAUGAGAAGAAAAAGAAAGACGCAAACAAGGAUGAGGAAGAGUGUAAUGAACCCAAAGGAGAUCCAGAGAUGGCGCCCAUUUACUUGAAAAGAUUAUUGCCUGUGUUUGCACAAACAUUUCAACAAACUAUGUUGCCUUCAAUAAGGAAAGCAAGUCUUGCCCUCAUUAGAAAAAUGAUACAUUUUUGUUCUGAGGCACUGCUGAAAGAGGUUUGUGACUCUGAUGCUGGCCACAAUCUGCCCACAAUACUGGUUGAGAUAACAGCUACAGUUCUUGAUCAAGAGGAUGAUGAUGAUGGCCAUUUGCUAGCCUUGCAGAUCAUAAGGGAUUUGGUGGAUAAAGGUGGUGAUACUUUUUUAGACCAAUUGGCUAGGCUUGGUGUAAUUAGUAAAGUGUCAACUUUGGCUGGGCCGUCAUCUGAUGAUGAAAAUGAAGAAGAGUCUAAACCUGAGAAGGAGGAUGAACCACAGGAAGAUGCUAAAGAACUGCAACAGGGUAAACCAUAUCACUGGAGAGACUGGUCUAUCAUUAGGGGAAGGGACUGCCUCUAUAUCUGGAGUGAUGCUGCAGCCCUGGAGCUAUCUAAUGGUAGUAACGGAUGGUUCAGAUUUAUCUUGGAUGGAAAGCUGGCCACGAUGUAUUCCAGUGGCAGUCCUGAAGGAGGAUCUGAUAGUUCAGAAAGUAGGAGUGAGUUCCUUGAGAAGUUGCAACGAGCUCGAAGCCAAGUGAAACCGUCUACUGCAAGCCAGCCGAUUUUAUCAGCACCAGGGCCAGCUAAACUUACUGUAGGAAAUUGGUCUCUCACCUGUUUAAAAGAAGGAGAAAUUGCUAUUCACAAUUCUGAUGGUCAGCAAGCUACAAUACUGAAAGAAGAUCUGCCAGGCUUUGUAUUUGAAUCUAACAGAGGAACAAAACAUUCGUUUACAGCUGAAACCUCUUUGGGUAAGUAUGUAGGGUCAGAAUUUGUGACUGGCUGGACAGGCAAAAGGGGAAGAAAGCUGAAAUCUAAGCUGGAGAAGACAAAGCAAAAGGUACGCACUAUGGCACGAGAUCUGUAUGAUGAUCAUUUUAAAGCUGUGGAAAGCAUGCCUCGAGGAGUAGUUGUAACACUGAGGAACAUAGCAACACAGUUAGAGUCUGCAUGGGAGCUUCAUACAAAUAGACAGUGCAUUGAGGGAGAAAAUACUUGGAGAGAUUUAAUGAAGACUGCUCUGGAGAACUUAAUUGUACUACUGAAGGAUGAGAAUACUAUUUCUCCAUAUGAAAUGUGCAGCAGUGGCUUAGUUCAAUCAUUGCUUACAGUUUUAAAUAAUAAUGUAGAUUUAGAUGUGAAACAAGACUGCAGUCAGCUGGUUGAAAGAAUAAAUGUUUUCAAAACAGCAUUCAGUGAAAAUGAAGAUGAUGAAAGUCGUCCAGCAGUUGCAUUAAUUCGGAAGUUGAUAGCAGUGUUAGAGUCAAUAGAACGGCUACCUCUCCACUUGUAUGAUACACCAGGAUCUACCUAUAAUCUUCAGAUAUUAACAAGGCGCUUGAGAUUUCGUUUAGAGCGUGCCUCAGGGGAGACAUCUCUAAUAGAUCGAACUGGUAGAAUGCUGAAGAUGGAGCCUUUGGCAACUGUUGAAUCUCUAGAACAGUAUCUCCUGAAAAUGGUAGCAAAGCAGUGGUAUGACUUUGAUAGGGCUUCCUUUGUUUUUGUGCGAAAGCUGCGUGAAGGCCAAACGUUUAUCUUCAGGCAUCAACAUGAUUUUGAUGAGAAUGGAAUUAUUUACUGGAUUGGAACAAAUGCCAAAACUGCAUAUGAGUGGGUAAAUCCAGCAGCCUAUGGUUUAGUAGUGGUUACGUCUUCAGAAGGAAGGAAUCUACCUUAUGGCCGAUUAGAAGACAUCCUGAGCCGUGACAGUUCAGCCCUCAAUUGUCAUACUAAUGACGAUAAGAAUGCUUGGUUUGCCAUAGAUCUUGGCCUUUGGGUUGUGCCAUCAGCUUAUACAUUACGCCAUGCUCGAGGUUAUGGACGAUCUGCUCUCAGAAAUUGGGUUUUUCAGGUAUCGAAGGAUGGACAGAACUGGACUACUUUGUAUACUCAUGUUGAUGACUGUAGUCUCAAUGAACCAGGGUCUACUGCAACAUGGCCUUUAGAUCCUCCAAAAGAUGAGAAACAAGGUUGGAGACAUGUUAGAAUAAAACAAAUGGGAAAGAAUGCCAGUGGGCAAACACACUACCUCUCCUUGUCCGGUUUUGAACUUUAUGGCACUGUGAAUGGAGUCUGUGAAGAUCAGCUGGGUAAGGCUGCUAAAGAAGCUGAAGCAAAUCUGCGAAGGCAGCGACGCCUGGUCCGUUCUCAGGUGUUGAAGUACAUGGUUCCAGGAGCCCGUGUAAUUAGAGGAAUCGAUUGGAAAUGGAGAGAUCAGGAUGGAAGCCCACAGGGUGAAGGCACUGUUACAGGAGAACUGCAUAAUGGCUGGAUUGAUGUCACCUGGGAUGCUGGUGGCUCUAACUCUUACCGUAUGGGCGCAGAAGGAAAAUUUGACCUCAAGCUUGCACCAGGGUACGACCCUGAUUCAGCGGCAUCACCCAAACCUGUUUCAUCCACUGUUUCAGGCACAACGCAGUCAUGGAGCAGCUUGGUGAAAAACAACUGUCCAGACAAGACGACUGCUGCUGCAGGCUCCUCAAGUAGAAAAGGAAGCAGCAGUUCUGUGUGUAGCGUGGCCAGUAGCAGCGACAUCAGCUUGGGUUCGACCAAAAUGGAACGGAGAUCAGAAAGUGUAACGGAGCAAAAUAUAGUUUCAGGCACUGACGUCCAUGAACCGAUUGUUGUUCUGUCUUCCGCUGAUAGUGUGCCUCAGGCUGAGGUAGGGUCAUCUUCCAGUGCAAGCACCAGCACCUUAACAGCGGACAUGGGAAACGAAAAUGCAGAGAGGAAGUUAGGUCCUGAUAACUCAAUCCGUACUCCUGGGGAGUCCAGUGCUAUAUCCAUGGGAAUUGUUAGUGUAAGCUCUCCUGAUGUGAGUUCAGUCUCUGAACUGACUAAUAAAGAAGCAGCUUCCCAGCGACCUCUAAGCUCUUCAGCAAGUAACAGACUCUCGGUCAGUUCUUUGUUGGCUGCUGGGGCACCAAUGAGCUCCAGUGCAAGCGUUCCUAAUUUAUCAUCUCGGGAAACUUCCAGCUUGGAGUCCUUUGUACGAAGAGUGGCAAACAUAGCACGUACUAAUGCCACAAACAACAUGAAUUUAAGCCGAAGCAGCAGUGAUAACAAUACUAAUACUUUGGGAAGAAAUGUCAUGAGUACUGCAACUUCUCCUCUUAUGGGUGCACAAAGUUUUCCUAAUCUGACUACAACUGGUACCACAUCAACAGUGACCAUGUCUACAUCCAGUGUUACUAGCAGCAGCAAUGUAGCUACAGCAACUACAGUUUUAUCUGUUGGUCAGUCGCUUAGUAAUACUCUAACUACUAGCCUAACAUCAACAUCUAGUGAAAGCGAUACAGGUCAGGAGGCAGAAUAUUCUUUAUAUGAUUUUCUUGAUAGCUGCCGAGCUAGUACUCUUUUGGCAGAGUUAGAUGAUGAUGAGGAUCUACCUGAGCCAGAUGAAGAAGAUGAUGAAAAUGAAGAUGACAAUCAAGAAGAUCAAGAAUAUGAGGAAGUUAUGGAAGAAGAGGAGUAUGAAACCAAAGGAGGCCGUAGAAGAACAUGGGAUGACGAUUAUGUGUUGAAACGGCAGUUUUCUGCUCUGGUUCCUGCAUUUGACCCAAGGCCUGGUCGCACUAAUGUUCAGCAGACAACUGACCUAGAAAUUCCUCCUCCAGGUACACCUCAUUCAGAACUCUUGGAAGAGGUUGAGUGCAUGCCUUCACCACGUUUAGCCCUCACUUUGAAAGUUUCAGGUCUUGGAACAACUCGAGAAGUAGAACUGCCCCUAACAAACUUCAGAUCUACCAUCUUUUACUAUGUACAGAAACUGUUGCAGCUUUCCUGUAGUGGCAAUGUGAAAUCUGACAAACUCAGACGUAUUUGGGAGCCAACAUACACAAUCAUGUACAGAGAAAUGAAGGAUUCUGAUAAAGAGAAGGAAAGUGGAAAAAUGGGUUGCUGGUCUGUAGAGCAUGUGGAGCAGUACCUUGGCACUGAUGAAUUACCAAAGAAUGACUUGAUAACCUACCUGCAGAAGAAUGCAGACUCGGCUUUCCUGCGCCACUGGAAAUUAACCGGCACUAAUAAGAGUAUUAGGAAAAACAGAAACUGUUCCCAGCUCAUAGCUGCAUACAAGGAUUUUUGUGAGCAUGGAUCAAAGUCUGGAUUGAGUCAAGGGGCUGUUUCUACUUUUCAAAAUUCUGAUAUCCUUAGUCUGGCUAAGGAACAACCUCAGGCCAAAGCUGGCAGUGGACAGAACUCCUGUGGAGUAGAAGAUGUUCUGCAGUUACUUCGCAUUUUGUACAUAGUUGCUAGUGACCCUUACGCAGUACGGACUUCUCAAGAAGAAGGAGAUGAGCAUCCUCAGUUUAACUUCCCACCAGAUGAGUUCACAAGCAAAAAAAUUACAACAAAGAUUCUGCAACAGAUUGAGGAACCACUAGCACUAGCAAGUGGAGCUUUGCCAGACUGGUGUGAGCAGCUAACAAGCAAGUGUCCUUUCUUAAUUCCAUUUGAAACAAGACAGUUGUAUUUCACUUGCACAGCAUUUGGAGCAUCAAGAGCAAUUGUAUGGCUACAGAACAGACGUGAAGCCACUGUUGAAAGGACAAGGAGCACAAGCACGGUGCGCCGUGAUGAUCCAGGAGAAUUCAGAGUUGGACGCCUCAAACAUGAAAGAGUGAAAGUUCCGCGAGGUGAAUCCUUGAUGGAAUGGGCAGAAAAUGUCAUGCAGAUUCAUGCAGACAGAAAAUCUGUUCUAGAGGUUGAGUUCUUAGGGGAAGAAGGAACAGGCCUGGGUCCUACCUUGGAAUUCUAUGCAUUGGUGGCAGCAGAAUUUCAGAGGACAGAUUUGGGAGCUUGGCUUUGUGAUGACGAUUUUCCAGAUGAUGAGUCCCGUCAGGUUGACAUUGGUGGUGGAUUGAAACCCCCUGGCUAUUACGUACAGAGAUCAUGUGGCCUCUUCACAGCACCAUUCCCACAAGAUAGUGAUGAACUUGAAAGAAUAACAAAACUCUUUCAUUUCCUUGGAAUUUUCUUGGCUAAAUGCAUUCAGGACAACAGACUUGUGGAUUUACCCAUUUCUAAGCCUUUUUUUAAACUCAUGUGUAUGGGGGACAUCAAAAGUAAUAUGAGUAAGUUGAUAUACGAGUCACGGGGUGACAGAGACUUGCACUGUACUGAAAGUCAGUCGGAGGCUUCUACAGAAGAAGGGCAUGAUUCCUUGUCAGUAGGAAGUCUGGAAGAAGACUCCAAAUCAGAAUUUAUUCUUGAUCCACCAAAACCUAAACCUCCUGCCUGGUUUAAUGGGAUUUUAACAUGGGAAGACUUUGAAUUAGUAAAUCCACAUAGAGCUAGGUUUCUGAAAGAAAUUAAGGACCUUGCAAUUAAAAGGCGCCAAAUUUUAAGUAACAAAAGUCUGUCAGAAGAUGAAAAGAACACAAAGCUACAGGAGUUGAUGCUGAAGAAUCCAUCAGGUUCGGGGCCUCCACUUAGCAUAGAGGAUUUGGGUCUGAAUUUUCAGUUUUGUCCUUCGUCCAAAGUCUAUGGGUUUACAGCUGUGGAUCUCAAGCCAGGUGGUGAAGAUGAGACUGUCACAAUGGAUAAUGCCGAGGAGUAUGUAGAUCUCAUGUUUGACUUCUGCAUGCAUACUGGUAUACAGAAACAGAUGGAGGCAUUCAGAGAUGGCUUCAAUAGAGUCUUUCCUAUGGAGAAGCUGAGUUCCUUCAGCCACGAAGAAGUUCAGAUGAUUCUUUGUGGAAAUCAAUCACCUUCUUGGGCAGCUGAGGACAUCAUCAAUUACACCGAACCUAAACUAGGAUAUACACGAGAUAGCCCUGGAUUCCUUCGAUUCGUGAGAGUGUUGUGUGGUAUGUCUUCAGAUGAAAGGAAGGCUUUUCUCCAGUUCACCACCGGUUGUUCCACGCUUCCCCCAGGAGGACUGGCAAAUCUACAUCCCCGUCUCACUGUUGUACGCAAGGUUGAUGCUACAGAUGCAAGUUACCCAUCUGUGAAUACAUGUGUGCAUUACCUCAAGUUGCCUGAGUAUUCUUCUGAGGAGAUAAUGAGAGAGCGUCUAUUAGCUGCUACAAUGGAGAAAGGCUUCCAUCUCAACUGAGCUGCUGACUGCAGUAUGGGACAUGAGAAAGUGUUUUUUGAUACUAGCAAAGCCUCUUGUGUUUGUGUGCAAAAACAAAAUGAUCUCCACGCUGUGCUCUGAUGAGACUUGCCUUUUUUUUCACCCGUGAGGCUUUAGGAAUAUGUGGAAUAGGUUUGUUAGCUGCUAAUGACAAAACAAAUCCUUGUACCUACACAGCCAGCAAGAAAUUGGCCCAGAACACUGUGUGAUGCUUCAAGGGCUUGCACAACUGGAAAUUAAGGUGGUUCUGUUUGACUGUUCCAAAGAACAGAUCAUCAGAUUUUCAGUGUUCACUGACACAAAUUUCUAACAGUGUAUUUGUGUAAAGUUUGUCAUUUAAUACCUUGUACACUACAGUUGCCAUCACUGAUCCCUGUUUUGCUGGCUUAAGCUAACUGGUUAAAAGAAAACCCUUGCUUCCUUAAAACUUUAGAGUUAGUGGGCAUCUCCAGCUUUUUCUUUUUAAUGGUGCCUGCACUAUUGGAGUAUUUUAGUGGGGUUUUUGCAUAUAAUCAUGCACAACCUUUUGGGGUUUUGUUUUAUUUCUCUUUUUCCAAGUGGGAAUAUAUUUUGGUUUCUCAAAUGCCCUGCUACAAAGAUCAAAUCCUUAAGUGUGUUUGUGCAGCUAAACAAUAAAGCUAUUAAAAAACACUGGUUCCUAGUGCAAGGCACACUUAAAGCAAGUUUUACUUUUGGUUGUAUUUUCUUUGUAUAUUAUAAACAUUUAUUUAACUUGUUGCAGUUUUGAGUUUAAAAAGAGAAAAACACCCAAUGUAUAAGCGCAAAAGUAAUCAUUAAAAUGUUUGCAACAUAUAAAA